Molecule: messenger RNA, 274 nt
Organism: Meloidogyne enterolobii
Lineage: Eukaryota; Metazoa; Nematoda; Chromadorea; Rhabditida; Meloidogynidae
Source: the annotation of a GenBank genome assembly
UUGCUUUACCUGUGCAAUGACCCCACAAACGUCGCUGUCAAAAAUCCUGAAAUCCCUCUGUUUACCAUACAAAAAUGUCUCAAAAAAUAUAUUCCAACCUCCUCGUUCCGUUACUACUUGUUGUACAGCCUUUUUAGCUCCUUUUACAAAGUUUUGCAUCCCUUCCUUUGCCCCCUUUGAAAUUUUGUUAGCUAAGCUUUUAGUUUCUUCAAUUUUUUUAUCCAUCUCUCGCUCGAAAGAGGUCUUAGAUGAAUGUCCGGUAGAAAAUUGGUAA